Mugil cephalus (flathead mullet) is the source of this 2791-nucleotide messenger RNA. It is a transcript of the gene slc35a5, whose product is annotated as solute carrier family 35 member A5. NCBI's taxonomy places the organism in Eukaryota, Metazoa, Chordata, Actinopteri, Mugiliformes, Mugilidae. Gene Ontology annotation, cellular component: Golgi membrane. The transcript has 10 exons. Bases 133 to 1419 code for a protein of 428 amino acids. Gene Ontology annotation, molecular function: pyrimidine nucleotide-sugar transmembrane transporter activity. Gene Ontology annotation, biological process: pyrimidine nucleotide-sugar transmembrane transport. The record is from RefSeq and is a predicted model, not a curated record.
AUAAUGUGUCAACACGCAUGCGUACAUUAACCAGGAAGUGCUAGUGUUGACAGAAUAUGAUGCUUCCUCUAUGUCUUGUUGAAAACUAAACAAUAACAGCAGGUUUGACUGCAUCCAGCUUCAGACCCAGCCAUGGUGUGCUGCCACUGCUGCCCCUCCAGCCCCAGGUUCUGCUCUCGCUCGUCGGCCUACACUCUGUCCCUUGGCCUGGGCUUUGUAACCUUGGGGACCAGUCGCAUCUUGCUGCUCAAAUUCUCUGCCAAUGCAGAAAACAAGUAUGACUUCCUGCCUGCCUCCGUCAAUCUACUUGCUGAGGCCCUCAAGCUGCUCUUCUGUCUGGUCAUGUCAGUUCGAGUCAUAGUCCGAGAGGGACGAUCAUGCAGAGAGUUGGGCUGUGGCUCCAGCUCUUCCUUCCUCACCUCACUGAAAUGGUCUGUGCCCGCAUUCCUCUACUUUUUGGACAACCUCAUCAUCUUCUACGUGAUGUCCUACCUGCAGCCCGCCAUGGCGGUGCUGUUCUCCAACUUUGUCAUUCUGACUACAGCAGUUCUCUUUCGAAUUGUCCUGAAGAGGCGCCUGUCUUGGGUUCAAUGGGCAGCAUUGGUUGUUCUCUUCCUGGCCAUCGUUUCCUUGACGACAGGAUCAGGAGGCCACCAAAACUCCGUAGCUAUGCCAGGCAUCCACUCAAACCCCCUCUCCACCCCCUCCAACUCCUGCCUCCUGUACACACAGCUUCUGGAACAGAUGAGGAACAGCAGUGAAUCGUGGGCAUCGUCGCUGCCCGGUGAGGCCUGGAGGGAACGGGUAGUGGAGAAGCUCCGGUCUCUGGGUGUGGGUCACAUCCUGCUUCUUCUCCAGUGCUUCAUCUCUGCCAUGGCCAACAUCUACAACGAAAAGAUUCUCAAAGAAGGAGACCAGCUCACAGAGAGCAUCUUCAUACAGAACAGUAAACUGUACGCGUUUGGCGUGGUGUUUAAUGGUCUGACCCUCGGGUUUAGCAGAGAGGCACGAGGCCUCACCAUGCACUGUGGCCUUCUCCAUGGACACAACAUCUACUCCCUGGGCCUCGUGCUGGUCACUGCUGCUCUGGGUUUAUCCGUGGCCUUCAUCCUAAAAUUUAGAGACAACAUGUUUCAUGUGCUGACAGGCCAGAUCACCACUGUUCUGGUUACCGGCCUGUCCCUCUUCCUCUUUGACUUCCGCCCCUCGCUGGACUUCUUCCUCCAGGCCCCCAUGGUGCUGCUGGCCAUCUUUAUUUACAACGCCAGCCGGCCCAAGGACCCAGAGUACAGCUUGCAGCAGGAAAAGCUGCGGGUCAUCAACGGGGAGGUGUUCGAGAGAUCCAGAGGGGAUGGCGAGGAGCUGGAGCUGCUCACGAAGCCCAACACAGACAGCGAAUCUGAAGAAGAGUCCUUGUAGCACUGACUGAUGUACAGCUCGGACACAAGAUAAGAGGAAUGCUCCAUUUCACUGGUACUCGUUGACGUUGAGGGGACAAAAAAUCUCUGUCAAAGGGAGGGUUGGCAGGACAACACAGUGACAAAGGGAUGGACUAAUGAUGGCUGAGGCUAUUGUGUACAUUUGUGAAACGUGUCUGUCUGUAUGGGACUGCUGCACCAGCAAUGUGUAUAUAAAGGAAAAUACUGCAUUUGGUUUCACUGGCUACGUUUACAUGGACAGUGUUUCUUAAAACCCGAGAUUCAAACUGAAGCUAAUUAAAAUGAUCUGAUCAGAUAUUUACAUGUAGCAAAACGUCCUCUGAAUUGAUGGAAUAGAAGACUUUGACCAAGAUGUCUCCACGUCUCAACAGUGCAGCUUCAUGUUUCUGUCUCCUUCCUUGAAACUCAUCAAAUGGUUUUUACCCCAAGCAUGCUCAGACAGAACUGAUUUAAAGAGAAACCAGCAGAUCAAGUGUUUCCAUAUUAGAUCAGAUUCUACCUGAAUGAAAACUGCUUGGUACUGCUUUGGCAGUACUUAAUGAUUGUAUCAGGCUGAAUAGGCUUUAUUUUUUAUGUUAUUUAAAUGGUGGUGAAGCUGCAGUGUUCAUUUUAAGUUCUUUCCAUAAAGGGAUUUAUGUUUUCCAGAACUGCAACUACUAAUGCCUGAAUUUCUGAAAGCACAACAAACUAGUCCCUGCUUGCCUUACUCUGUCCUGAGCAUUCUCCUUUUAUUUUUGAUUUUUUUUUUUCUUGCUGAACUGUGAACUAUUGUGAAAUAUCGCAUAACAGAGUUGCAAGCUUGCAUGGAUGCUGCUUGUUCUGAAAUUGUAAUGUUGAAUUCUGUCCAAAUAAUACUCCAAUGUAGAUGGCUGCAUUACAACAAAUUCCAGUUCUGUCUGUGUUUAAAUUUAUAUACAUUCAGAAGAAUUUAAAGACUCCUGUCAGAUCUCAGCGUCCUGCUGGAGGUCAUGUUGUGCUGAGCUGUGCCAGUGUUCAUCCGUAGCACAUAGCGGUCCUGCUGUUGGGUUGAGGACCUUCUACGGUCCAGUCCAGCUCACUUAGGGUAGCUUCCGGUCUCCUGGAAUCUCCUAUAUUCUCUUAAGACUAUGCUGGGAGAGACUGCAAUAUGUGGCAUAUUGAUAUGCUAUCCUGGAGGCGUGCAUAUUGAUAUUUAUUUGUGAUGAAAACAGUUCAAUUCAUUAGCUGCACAGCAUGUGUUUAUAAUAAUGGGUAUUAAAGGGAACAUGAGGUUGAGAAGGUGAAAAGCCUUCUUACAUAUUUACAGUGCAUACUUUUUGUUUUUAUUAAUAAAACUGUCUCCACUGUAUUCAUGAAAUAAACAAUAAAUCAGU